This is a messenger RNA of Lethenteron reissneri (Far Eastern brook lamprey), 7059 nucleotides long. RefSeq names its product cysteine-rich secretory protein LCCL domain-containing 1-like. Lineage: Eukaryota; Metazoa; Chordata; Hyperoartia; Petromyzontiformes; Petromyzontidae. The record is from RefSeq and is a predicted model, not a curated record. Gene Ontology annotation, cellular component: extracellular region.
AGGAGGGAGGAGGGAGACACGAGAGAGAGAGGCGAGAGAGAGAGAGAGAGACGAGGCAGAGACACGGGCGCUGAGAAUCGCGACUCCCACCCACCCCCCACAACGCCCUUCCUCCCCGCCAUCCCGGCCCGCGGCUCCGACUCCGCUGCCCGCACCACGCGGGGAGCUGCACGCGGCCUCCGGCGGUCCGAAUCUCCCUCAUCUCCCCGUAGGUGACUGCACGACGCAGUCGAGGAGGAGGAGGAGGCUUUCGCGACCACUGUUAUCUUCAACUCGCCUCUUGCCCGUCCAAGGACCCGGGCACUACUGGCAGUCCGCAUGGCCUCCAUCGUGAACCCGUCUCCGCUGACCUCCUUGAGUCCUCGGGUAGCUCCGAGCGCCGUGAGCCCUACCAUGGUCUGGCUGCCCCUAGCUGCCCUCAUCACCCUCGCCGCAUCCUCCUCAUCCUCAUCAUCGUCCUCCUCCUCCUCCUUGGCUUCCAUCUCGCCCGAGUGGGAGAUCUUGAUGACCCGACACGGCGCGGAUGCUCAGGGGAGCAGCAGCAGCAACAACAGCAGCACCAGCAGCAACAACAACAGCAGCAGAAACUACAGCAGCAGCAACAACAACAUCAGCAACAACAACAGCAACAACAGCAGCAACAACUACAGCAGCAGCAAGCGCAACAGCAACAAGAGCGAUAACAACUCCAGCAGCAGCAGCAACUACAGCAGCAACAACUACAACAACGUCAACUACAGCAGCAACAACUACAGCAGCAACAACUACAACAGUGGCAACUACAGCAGCAACAACUACAACAGUAGCAACUACAGCAGUGGCAACUACAGCAGCAAUAACUACAGCAGUGGCAACUACAACAGCAACAACUACAGCAGUAGCAACUACAACAGUGUCAACUACAGCAGCAACAACUACAACAAUGUCAACUACAGCAGCAACAACUACAACAGUGUCAACUACAACAGCAACAACUACAGCAGCAACAACUACAACAGUGGCAACUACAGCGCCAGCAGCACGAGGAGGCUGCGCAGAGCCAUCUCAGAAAGCGACAAGGCCGUCAUCCUGGACCUCCACAACAAACUGCGGGGCCAGGUGUCCCCAUCGGCCUCGAACAUGGAGUACCUUGUGUGGGACUCGGAGCUGGAACGUUCUGCCGAGCACUGGGCCGAGACGUGUCUGUGGGAGCACGGCCCCGCCGGGGAGCUCAGCCGCAUCGGCCAGAACCUGGGGGCGCACUGGGGCAGGUUUCGCCCCCCCACGUUCCAUGUGCAGGCGUGGUACGACGAGGUGCGGGACUACAGCUUCCCGUACCCGCACGAGUGCAAUCCCUGGUGCCCCUUCCGCUGCACAGGGCCCGUGUGCACCCACUACACGCAGCUCGUGUGGGCCACCUCCAGUCGGAUCGGCUGCGCCAUCAACCUGUGCUACAACAUGAACGUGUGGGGCCAGGUGUGGGCCCGUGCCGUCUACCUCGUCUGCAACUACGCCCCCAAGGGCAACUGGUGGGGGUCGGCCCCCUACAAGGUGGGGCGGCCGUGCUCGGAGUGCCCCCCCAGCUACGGAGGGGGCUGCCGGGACAACAUGUGCUUCUGGGGAGGGAGCGGCGAGCGGCCUCUGCCCGGGCCCGACACGGGCACCAAGGUGGAGGAGGCGGACGAGGAGACCGAGGAAGAGGAGGGCCCGAACGAGGUGGAGCCGACCCGGCCCGCUCGCACCACGACCACCACGUCACCCCCCGUGGCCCCACCGGACGCGAGAGAAUUUGACAUUCGCGAAGUAAUAAGCGUAGAGGAAAUGACUCAGAAGGUCACGUGCGACACCAAGCUGCGCGAUCGCUGUAAGGGCACGCCGUGCAACAGGUACGAGUGCCCUGCGGGCUGUUUCUACAGCAGUGGCAAGGUGAUCGGCACCCUUUACUAUGACAUGCAAUCGAGCGUAUGCCGCGCCGCAAUGCAUUAUGGGAUUGUGGACAACGAGGGCGGCUGGGUGGACGUGACGCGCAACGGACGCAUCCCGUUCUUUGUGAAGUCGACCCGCGAGGGCAUCACCUCCAUCAGCAAGUACCGCCCCGCCAACUCCUUCACUGUGUUCCGCGUGACGGUGAAGGCCCUGGACUGUGUCACCACCGUGGGCCAACUGUGUCCGUACAGGAAACCAGCGACGCAUUGCCCCAGGGUUCACUGCCCCGCUCACUGCAUGCAGCACAACCCUCAUCAAGCGCGCGUCAUUGGCUCAACGAUCUACUCUGACCUGUCGAGCGCGUGCCGCGUGGCGGUGCAUGCCGGCGUGGUGCAGAACGCGCGCGGCGGCUACGUGGACCUGAUGCCCGUCGACAAGAAGUCUGAGUAUCUCGCCUCCUUCCAGAACGGCAUCUUCUCCGAGAGUUUGCAGAACCCCCCGGGAGGGAAGGCGUUCCGAGUGUUUGCCGUCAUCUGACCCCGUGACCCCGUGACCUGUGACUCUCUACGUACAACGAUGAAAUGCAACGAGCAGCGAUCGGCCUCGUGGGGAUUACGCGGCCACGACACCACAUUGACACCACACUCACCACACUCACCACACUCACACCACACUGACACCACACUCACCACACUCACCACACUCACCACACUCACACCACAUUGACACCACACUCACCACACUCACCACACUCACCACAUUGACACCACACUCACCACACUCACACCACACUCACCACAUUGACACCACACUCACAACAUUGACACCGCACUCACCACACUCACCACACUCACCACACUCACACCACACUCACCACAUUUACACCACACUCACAACAUUGACACCAAACUCACCACACUCACCACACUCACCACACUCCCACACCACACUCACCACAUUGACACCACACUCACCACACUCACCACACUCACCACAUUGACACCGCACUCACCACACUGACACCACACUCACCACAUUGACACCACACUCACCGCACUCACCACACUCACCACAUUGACACCGCACUCACCACACUCACCACACUCACCACAUUGACACCACACUCACCGCACUCACCACACUCACCACAUUGACACCACACUCACCACACUCACCACAUUGACACCACACUCACCACACUCACCACACUCACCACAUUGACACCACACUCACCGCACUCACCACACUCACCACAUUGACACCACACUCACCACACUCACCACACUCACCACACUCACCACAUUGACACCACACUCACCACACUCACCACACUCACCACACUCACCACAUUGACACCGCACUCACCACACUGACACCACACUCACCACACUCACCACACUCACCACAUUGACACCACACUCACCACACUCACCACACUCACCACACUCCCACACCACACACACCACACUCACACCACACUGACGCCACACUCACCACAUUGACACCACACUCACCACAUUGACAUCACACUGACACCACACUCACCACACUCACCACACUCACCACACUCACCACACUCACACCACUCACCACACUCACACCACACUCACCACACUCACACCACACUGACACCACACUCACCACACUCACCACACUCACACCACACUCACCACACUCACACCACACUGACACCACACUCACCACACUCACCACACUCACACCACACUCACCACACUCACACCACAUUGACACCACACUCACCACACUCACCACACUCACCACAUUGACACCACACUCACCACACUCACACCACACUCACCACAUUGACACCACACUCACAACAUUGACACCGCACUCACCACACUCACCACACUCACACCACACUCACCACAUUGACACCACACUCACAACAUUGACACCAAACUCACCACACUCACCACACUCACCACACUCCCACACCACACUCACCACAUUGACACCACACUCACCACACUCACCACACUCACCACACUCCCACACCACACUCACCACAUUGACACCACACUCACCACACUCACCACAUUGACACUACACUCACCACAUUGACACCACACUCACCACACUCACCACACUCACCACAUUGACACUACACUCACCACAUUGACACCGCACUCACCACAUUGACACCGCACUCACCACAUUGACACCACACUCACCACACUCACCACAUUGACACCACACUCAACACACUCACCACACUCACCACAUUGACACCGCACUCACCACACUCACACCAUUGACACCACACUCACCACACUCACCACACUCACUACACUCACACCACACUCCCCACAUUGACACCGCACUCACCACACUCACCACAUUGACACCACACUCACCACACUCACCACACUCACCACACUCACACCACACUCACCGCACUGACACCACACUGACACCACACUCACCACACUCACCACACUCACCACACUCACACCACUCACCACACUCACCACACUCACCACACUCACACCACUCACCACACUCACCACACUCACACCACACUCACCACACUCACACCACACUGACACCACACUCACCACACUCACCACACUCACACCACACUGACACCACACUCACCACACUCACCACACUCACCACACUCACACCACAUUGACACCACACUCACCACACUCACCACACUCACCACAUUGACACCACACUCACCACACUCACACCACACUCACCACAUUGACACCACACUCACAACAUUGACACCGCACUCACCACACUCACCACACUCACCACACUCACACCACACUCACCACAUUGACACCACACUCACCACACUCACCACACUCACCACAUUGACACUAGACUCACCACAUUGACACCACACUCACCACACUCACCACACUCACCACACUCCCACACCACACUCACCACAUUGACACCACACUCACCACACUCACCACAUUGACACUACACUCACCACAUUGACACCACACUCACCACACUCACCACACUCACCACAUUGACACUACACUCACCACAUUGACACCGCACUCACCACAUUGACACCGCACUCACCACAUUGACACCACACUCACCACACUCACCACACUCACCACAUUGACACCACACUCAACACACUCACCACACUCACCACAUUGACACCGCACUCACCACACUCACACCAUUGACACCACACUCACCACACUCACCACACUCACCACACUCACACCACACUCCCCACAUUGACACCGCACUCACCACACUCACCACAUUGACACCACACUCACCACACUCACCACACUCACUACACUCACACCACACUCACCACACUCACCACACUCACCACAUUGACACCACACUCACCACACUCACCACACUCACCACAUUGACACUACACUCACCACAUGACACCGCACUCACCACAUUGACACCGCACUCACCACAUUGACACCACACUCACCACACUCACCACAUUGACACCACACUCAACACACUCACCACACUCACCACAUUGACACCGCACUCACCACACUCACACCAUUGACACCACACUCACCACACUCACCACACUCACUACACUCACACCACACUCCCCACAUUGACACCGCACUCACCACACUCACCACAUUGACACCACACUCACCACACUCACCACACUCACCACACUCACCACAUUGACACUAGACUCACCACAUUGACACCACACUCACCACACUCACCACACUCACCACACUCACACCACACUCACCGCACUGACACCACACUGACACCACACUCACCACACUCACCACACUCACCACACUCACACCACUCACCACACUCACCACACUCACCACACUCACACCACUCACCACACUCACCACACUCACACCACACUCACCACACUCACACCACACUGACACCACACUCACCACACUCACCACACUCACACCACACUGACACCACACUCACCACACUCACCACACUCACCACACUCACACCACAUUGACACCACACUCACCACACUCACCACACUCACCACAUUGACACCACACUCACCACACUCACACCACACUCACCACAUUGACACCACACUCACAACAUUGACACCGCACUCACCACACUCACCACACUCACCACACUCACACCACACUCACCACAUUGACACCACACUCACCACACUCACCACACUCACCACAUUGACACUAGACUCACCACAUUGACACCACACUCACCACACUCACCACACUCACCACACUCCCACACCACACUCACCACAUUGACACCACACUCACCACACUCACCACAUUGACACUACACUCACCACAUUGACACCACACUCACCACACUCACCACACUCACCACAUUGACACUACACUCACCACAUUGACACCGCACUCACCACAUUGACACCGCACUCACCACAUUGACACCACACUCACCACACUCACCACACUCACCACAUUGACACCACACUCAACACACUCACCACACUCACCACAUUGACACCGCACUCACCACACUCACACCAUUGACACCACACUCACCACACUCACCACACUCACCACACUCACACCACACUCCCCACAUUGACACCGCACUCACCACACUCACCACAUUGACACCACACUCACCACACUCACCACACUCACCACAUUGACACUAGACUCACCACAUUGACACCACACUCACCACACUCACCACACUCACCACACUCACCACACUCACCACACUCACACCACACUCACCGCACUGACACCACACUGACACCACACUCACCACACUCACCACACUCACCGCACUGACACCGCACUCACCACACUCACCACACUCACCACACUCACAUCACACUGACACCGCACUCACCGCACCACACUCACACCACACUCUCACCACACUUACACCACACUGACACCGCACUCACCGCACCACACUCACACCACACUUACACCACACUCACCACACUCACCGCACUGACACCGCACUGACACCGCACUCACACCGCACUCACCACACUCACCACACUCACACCACACUGACACCGCACUCACCGCACCGCACUCACACCGCAGCACACGCACCUUGUGUGAGGGUUUCGAGGGCACAGAGGGCGGGCGGGAGGGUUAAGGUCUGGAUUUGGGGGUUGAGGUGAGUCUCAGGGUAAAGUGGAUAGAGGUGAGG